Messenger RNA from Aphidius gifuensis, 2979 nucleotides. Its product is annotated as nibrin. The coding region runs from base 611 to 2863 and encodes 750 amino acids. Gene Ontology annotation, biological process: double-strand break repair via homologous recombination; mitotic G2 DNA damage checkpoint signaling. Gene Ontology annotation, molecular function: protein binding; damaged DNA binding. The transcript has 2 exons. Lineage: Eukaryota; Metazoa; Arthropoda; Insecta; Hymenoptera; Braconidae. The record is from RefSeq and is a predicted model, not a curated record. Gene Ontology annotation, cellular component: Mre11 complex.
ACACAGACAUGAAUACAAGCAUGAUUUCAGUGUACGGUGUAAUCUUUGCUCGCUAGUGUGUAGCCACUUAGUUUUUUCAUCAGUGGCGUCACAAAAAAUUUUAGGACACGGGAAUAAAAAAUAGCGUUAUUGAUAUACGGGCCCUUCGUGGCAUAAAUAUUGGUACGGCAAUGCGACUGGGAAUCAACCUUAAUGUUCUGAACAGUGAACUCACCUACAUGGAUAUUCACCUCCAUGUAUUGAUGUAUUUCUUUCUCUGUCUCUCUCACUCAUGUGACGUGACUGUACUGACAAGGACAAGAAUACACCAAUUUCGUUUCUCUCUCUUUCAGUUUUUUUUGUUUACAGCACAUUUUUAGCUUCAAGUUGAUCAACAACCCGGUGCAUUAAAUCAACAAGUCAACAAGUCGUCAAGUGGCUUCUACAAUAUGGUAAACCUGCACAUUAUUAUCUAAUAAAAGGCGUGAAGGCAGUGUCAGUGUCAUAGAGGUUACCUUCCUAAAAAAAAUUUAGAAGAUUAAAUUAAGGUUUAUAAUCAACAACUUGAAUUUAAAAAAAUGUUCAUGUUGACAUUUUAUCAGAUUUAAUUAACAAAAAAAAAUAAAUAACAAUGUGGUGUAUAAAAGAAAAAAAAAAUAUUGAUAAUUUUUAUAAUAUAAAACCUGGUGAUAAAUUUAAAAUUGGAAGAAAAGGUACAGAUAUUAUUCUUGAAAAUGAUGGUUCAAUAUCACGUAUGCAUGCUUUUAUUGAAGUCAAAAAACAAGAUGAUAAUUCAACAAAAACAAUUUGUCUUUUAACUGAUGUUGGAUCAAGAUAUGGUACCCAAAUAAUUGGUGAUAAUACUAUAAAAUUAGAAGCAAAUAAACCACAAGAAUUAAAACAUAAUGAUACUAUACAAUUUGGUCUUGAUCAAUAUUUUUUUCAAGUUGAAUAUUUACCAUUUGUUGUAUUGACAUCUGGUCUAAGUAAAGAUGACAAGAUUCAAUUGAUGGAAAUACUUGAUAAAGUUGGUGGUACUAUUUGUAAUCAAUGGACAUCUCAAUGUACACAUUUAACUGUAUCAGAAGCUAAAAUGACACAAAAAUUAGCAUCAUGUUUAGCAGCUGGUGUACCAAUUGUAACUAUUAAAUUUUGGCAAGCUGUUAAAACAUCAGAAGAACAAGGAAAACCACUACCAAAUAUAUCUGAUUAUUGUCCAGAGCUUGAUGAUCAACUGUUACGUCCAGAUAAUGUUAAUCUUUUACCAUUAUCUCAAAGAAAAAAUGUAUUUAAUAAUUUGUUAUUUAUAUUUUUUCUCAAAAGACAAUAUAAUAUUUACAAAGAAAUGAUAACAUUAGCUGGUGGUGAAGCGAUUUGGUUUAAUGAUCGUGAAAUAAGUAAAGAUGAAUUAUCAAAUAAGAAUACAAUUUUAAUACAAUUUGAUCAAAGUGAUUCACAAAAUGAAGAUUAUAAAGUGCCAAAUUUUUCGACACUUGAAAAAUUUUAUAAAAAAUUAGAAAGAAGACUUAUUCCAGAGACUGAUAUACCAAUUGCCAUAUUACACUGUUCUGUUGAAAAAUCAUGCAAUCCAUAUUACAGUUAUCAUGAUUUAUUGAAGAGAAGAAAUGAUGAUAAUUUAAAAUUAAAUGCUUCAAUACUUGCUGUAGAUACUCAAGAUGUUGGAGGUGUUAAAUUAUCUAAAAAUUCACGUAUUGUUCCAGAAUCAAUUGAGCUAUCAACACAAGAAAUUGAAAUGAAUAAUAAAAAUAAAUUAAAUAAUGUAAAUGAUAAAUCAGCAUCUGGUACAUCAAGUGUAUCAAAGAAAAGACCAAUUGAAGAAGAACAUAGUAAAUUGGCACCAAUUUUUAAACGUUCAAAAAUUCAAACAAAUGAUAAAACUACUGAAGAUUCACAGAAGAAUGUAUCUCAAUUAAAAUCGAAAAAUUUAGAAGAAAAUUCUAAUAAUGAAGACAGUAAAUUAAAAGAAUCUCAAAAAGUUUUUUCUAUUAAAAGAAAAGAAAAUGUUAUUAUUCCUGAAACACUUGACGAAGAUAAAAGCAUGGAUGAUUCAAAUCAAAGUCCAAUUGAAGAAUCAUCAUCAAUGGAAGUAAAUGUCAGUAAAAAAAGAAAAUCACAAAGUGUUGAUGAUGAUGAUGAUAUUAAUUUUACUACACCACUUAAAAAAAGCAGAGAUUCAUCAAUUUUUGAUAAAAAUAAAUUGAAAAAAAUUGAUGAAAAUAUUGAAGAUUGUUCCAAGAUAAAUACACCACAGAAAAAACAAUCCAGUAUCUUACAAAGUAACAGUGAUGAAGAGCCAACUGUUACCAAAACAUACAAAGAGCCAACAAUUAUUGAAAAUAAUAAAUCAAAAUCAACUCCAAGUUGUUCCAAAGACAAUAGUAAUCAAAAUAAAAAAUCUAUCAUACCAGAAAAUGAUAGUAAUGAAGAAACACCAUUAAAAACACCAAGAAAAAAUAAAGAUUUAUCAAUUGUUAAAAAUAAAAAAUUGAAAAUUGAUAAUAAACUUUCAGAGAGUUCUAAUAAUAAUAAAAAAUCAAACAUGUUAAAUACUGAUGAUGAAGAAGAAGAAGAGCCAUUUGUUAAUUUACAAAAAGAAAUUAAAAAAUCACCAGUAUCAGUACGAGAUGAAGAUGAAUUACCAUAUGGUGAUUAUAAUAAUGAAAUAUCAAAAGAUAUAUCUCGUAAAAUAAAAAAUAUAAAAAUUAAAAAAGAAGAAAAUGAUCAUUCUAAAAUGGGAACAAUUUGGGCAAACAUAAGUCGUGUUGAUUCAUAUAAUAUGAAAAAACGUUUUAUGUCAAAUCGAUCAACAGUUGAAUCAACAAAACCAUUUAUUGUCUGGCAAGCUGUACCUUGGAAAACAUAAAUUUUUUUUUUUUUGUUUGUCAAUUUGUACGUUUACAAAUAAUUUGUCCGUUUAAUAUUAUUUUUUUAUUUCAUAUUUUCAUUGUUAUGCAAAAUAAAAUUUAAAUAAAUACAAAA